Messenger RNA from Cololabis saira (Pacific saury), 6243 nucleotides. It is a transcript of the gene lrtm2a, whose product is annotated as leucine-rich repeats and transmembrane domains 2a. The coding region runs from base 734 to 1933 and encodes 399 amino acids. The record is from RefSeq and is a predicted model, not a curated record. Lineage: Eukaryota; Metazoa; Chordata; Actinopteri; Beloniformes; Belonidae. Gene Ontology annotation, cellular component: plasma membrane. The transcript has 7 exons. Gene Ontology annotation, molecular function: protein binding.
CGUGCUCACUCCGACGAGUGCUGGAAUCACAAACAUAGCGACACAGAAAGGGGGUAGCGCAUGACGCCAGCUACCUAAUGCCGUUGUCUCUUUUUCUCUCUCUCAGACACAGACACACUCCCCCUCUUUCUCACAUCAGCUCACGCCUCUCAGACACACGGUAGCACCGGAGCCAGGAAGCCGGACAGCGCUGGACAUAUCAUUCAUAUGGGGAAAAGAUCAGAAGGAAAGGAUUUACUAUCUCCAUCCCUCACCCUCUAAGGACCUUAUCCUCUUUUCCCUCCUUGUGUCUUUAAGCCUCUCCUGAUCUCAUUUUUUCUACAAUCCCUCUGUUUUUUUUCUUUUUAACACAGUUCUAUCCUUCUCACAAUUCAAUGCCGGGCUGAAGGGAAUCAGAAAAGGACUGUUGCUAUUCAGAAAGAAGGAUUAUUCGUAAAUUGUUUCUUUGAUCGGGAUCUUGAAUGUAUGGAUUGCCUGAACUGAAGGGAGUGACAGUUUUUCUUUUGAUGCUUUGUCCUGCGAGAGAUUUUUGAUCUUAUGUUUCUUAUAUAUUAUUUUUGGAUGGAUGGCUGAUGGCAGAAAGCUGUAACGCUGGUGCCGCCUGAGAUAUUUGGUCAAAAGGUGAUUUGCUAUAAUUUUACACAGCCGCCACCCGAGUGGAGGCCGCAGGCAUGACAGCUUGACCCCAUCUUUGCCCCGGCCCUCCGACAGAGGAAGGGUUCAAAGCUGUGUCAUGCCCCCUCACACCCACCUCCCUGGGGGCAUGGGUCUGCCCCCUGCCAGCAGGAUCUACGUGGCCCCACCUGUCUUCCUCUGUGUCCUCUGCCUGCUGGCGGCGCUGCUGCCGCCGGCCUCCUCCUGCCCUCCUCCCUGUCUCUGCUCCUCAGACGAGCGUGUGGUGGACUGUGGGGGCCGCGGCCUCUCCUCUCUGCCUCCCCUGCACCUCCUGCCUCCAGGGAGCCGCUCCCUCCUGCUGGCCAACAACAAACUCGCCUCACUGGGAGCCUCCGCCUUCGCUAACCUCUCCUCUCUGGAGGAGCUGGACCUGUCCAAUAACUACCUGGACAACUUACCAGCUGGAUUAUUUAAAGAAAUGUCCAACUUGACAAAACUGACUCUGCACAACAACUCGUUGACGGUUAUGGACAGAGACCUGUUCCAGGGUUUGGGUAGUCUUCAGAGUCUAGAUCUUUCACUGAAUGGUCUGUCCACAGUUCCGAUUGGGCUACUGGACGAGCUGCAGAGGCUCAGGUGGCUGUCACUAGCAGGUAACAGGCUUCACGGUUUGGAGCGGGCAGCGUUUGAGCCGCUGGCCAACCUGCAACACCUGGAACUGGGACACAACCCUUGGGAAUGCGACUGCAACCUCCGUGACUUCAAACACUGGAUGGAGUGGCUGCUGUACCGAGGAGGCAAGGUGGACGCGGUGGAGUGCACGCUACCAAAAGAUCUGCGUGGGAGAGACAUCCGUGGCGUUCCAGUGGAAAUGUUUAACUACUGCCUCCAACUUGAAGAUGAGAAUGGCGGAGGAGGCGGUGAGGGUAGUCGCUCUGCACAAGGAGGCGUUCCUCCAUGCAGCAGGAGUGCUCUUAACCCCAGUGGGACCACGCCGGUCUCUGACAACAGUGGUAGCACCGGCGAUGACUCCUCUCCAAGCGCCGCCGCCGGCGGAGGAGGCGGAGGAGGGGAGGACUGCGUCCGCGCCCGCUACCGCCCCGUGAGCGUGCGCCGCGCCAUCGGCACGGUGGUGAUUGCUGGCGUGGUGUGCGGCAUCGUUUGCAUCAUGAUGGUGGCUGCCGCCGCUUACGGCUGCAUCUACGCUUCUCUGAUGGCCAAGUACCAGCGAGAGCUGAAGAAGAGGCAGCCGCUGAUGGGAGACGGGGAGGCCGACGGGGAGGACAGAGAGGAAAAACAGAUCUCGUCUGUGGCCUGAGAGAGGGCUGGGGUGUGCGAGGGUUGGCACAAAGUCAUAGGGUGAAGGUUGAUGGGGAUGAAUAUUAAAAGGGCUCAAAGAGGAGAGAGAUGAAAGAGCUUGUUUUAUACUCACAAACAGUUAUAGUGUCUCUCCCUCUGACUCUCAAACCAACACCUCUCCCACUUUUUGUCUUCCUUUCUUCAGCCCUUUUCUAUUUUUAACUUCCUCCAUUUCUGUCUCUCUCUCUUUAAGAUGUCCACACACACACACACACACACGCACACGCACACACACACACACGCACACGCACACACACACACACACACACACACUCACACACACACACACACACACACACACACACACACACACACACACACACACACACACACACACACACACACAUCUUAUCUGCUUCCUCAUUUUCUCCUCUAUUUGGACCCUCUGCAGUAUUUGUAAGCAGUCGUCCCUCCAAAUUGCCUACCAGCCACCUACUGUUGCUGAAUUUAUCAUCAAAUUGGCAGGGAGAAAAAAAAUUUGGGACUCUCUGUGGAAUGAAACAUGUCAUUUAAUCUUUUACAGAACAUCGCAUGGUGUAUGGUCACACAGUAUUGUAUACCAGUACAGAAAACGCAGGGAUUCAUUGCAUAUAUGGUGUUGAUUGGGUCAAAGUACACGCUAACUAAUAGGCUUUGUGCCUUCUCUCUGAUUCUCAACCUCUCCAAGGCCCUUUGAAAAGAAUUGAAAACAGGAGCAGAAACCUCUGGCCUACUCCUCUGGACUACUCCUACUCUGGCCUACCCGGGUUUUCUCAGAAAAUGACUGAUGUGGACACAUUUUUUGGGAAUGAUUGAACUUAAUGGAAGAUAAUUAAGUGUUAGAGAAGCAAUGUGUGCAAUCAAGACCACUCUAUUGCUUUGCCACUGAAAGACCAUGAUAGAUAAAUGUUGAUGAAGAAAUCAAAGCCACAAGUUGCACUGGAAAUCACUGGGAUCGACCAAAUAAGACCAUUUCAAAUUCAUGACGUAUGAAGGACAGAUCUCACUUAUUUUCUGGAUUUUCUUAGGCCUGAGAUAAAGAUCCUCCUGCAGGAGCUGCGCUGAAGAUUCAACGAUGAACUCCGCAAUUAUCGCAGUAGGAAACAUUGCAUUUAACUUUCCGUUUACUUUUUGUGUCUUUUUCAGAAAAAAACACAUUUGAUGCUCAUGAAGUGACUAUACUUCUGGAUAAAAAGUUUUGACACACCUGCUUGGACAGAAAGGACGCCCUCCAGGUGAAGGUUUGAUAAGAUGGCAUGAAAAAAAACACUCCAGAGACCACCAUUUCUGGCAAGGACUACAAAAAAACUCAUACAAGGACUACAAAUGUCUGGCUCCUGCACUUUAUUCUCCAAUCAAAUCCCCUCUUGCCUUUCUGUCACUCCUUCUUUUCUUCUUUUCCUUUCUAAGACAGACUAAUUGCAGAGAGGAAUCAUAGAAAAAGGGGGAUCAAACAAAAACGCUGCUAUUUUACCCCUUUAUCCUCCUUAUGCUUUUACCUCUAUCCAUUUUUUCCGAUCCAACGCUAUAAGUGGAACGUUUUUCACACUCCACCUCCAUACUUUCCUUGCAUCCAUCCCUUCACCAAAAGUAUUGCUGCCCUUUUGUUUUCUUGAAAAAGUCAGCAAUAUGCAAUGGAAAAACGUGGUCACCGGUUAUCUGAGAAGAACACAGUUGAAUCUGCUAAAAUAGAUAGGUAUAAAAGUGGAUAGUCUGUCUGCUUCACAUAAUGUUUUCAUUAGCAUUUUGAUUUUUGCCUCAAAACAUUUAUGUGGACUUUAACAUGUUACAGUGUUCAGAAAUUGAUUACUGUAUUUUAAGUGACUUAAAUACCAUUCAUUGCAUAUUGCUCAUCGGGAGUAAAACUACAGUUUUCCAUGUACGAUUGGCUUGAAAUGAACUUAUAUUAAUAGUGUGUUAACUUCUACCUUGCAGAUACAUAUUAUCAAGCUAGUCUACUAUUAUGUGUUGACCCAGAGAUCCAAAAUGUUUUGGUGUAACCGUUUAUGGUUUUUCUGUAUGAAUUCAUGGCAUACGGUAUGUCUUUUGUUGUGUCAAUGGCUUCUAUGUUUUGUUUUAGAUUUAAAUAUCUCUGUAAUGUUGACCUGUUAUGUCUAUUUAACUGUGUUCAGUAGUUGGUAAAGUUUCUGUAAGAAGCAUAGACAGAGUUUAGCCUGUGUGAAGGGGUCUGAUAUUUCCUCAUUGCUGAGUAUAACGUAGAGCUCCACAACUGACAGAUAACCUCUAAGUGAAAUGUUUAUAGUACCAGAUAUGUUUCUCAUGGAACGUUUAUCAAGUGUCACGAAUGAUUUCCAUGCGGUUUUUGUAUUUUGAGUGUCAAUGACAUGCAAAUAGAUAUAUGGAAAGAAAUUACAUUCAAAAUUAGCCUUAAGAAACAUGCUAUUUAUUCAUAAUGCAAUGAGAUCACCUUGAAAUCUCCUUUGAAUUAAGACAAACUUAGAAAAAGUCCUUGAACAUGACUUGCAGGUUCUGCCUCUAAAACCCUUCUCUGCAGAAGAUACCGCCGCGGGGCAGAUUUGGUAACCAUGGAACAAUGUUGGAGUGACAGUGGACGACACUGAUUAUAAACUGUUCCAGCUCGAGCUCAAAUGUUUCCACUCAUUCAUUGUGGACUGAUGUUGACAUUAUAACAUUUUAAGCAUUGGCAGAAGUUAAAGGAACCUCAUGGCAUGGCGCGAGUUUCAGUAAAAAAUUAUAUAUAUAUAUAUAUAUAUAUAUAUAUAUAUAUAAUUCUUUACAGUGAAUAGAUUAUACUUUAAGAUGUCAGACCUGAAUAAGUAGGAAAAAACUCAAAGUUAAUAUCUUCAGUAAACAAAUGCAUAAUUUUGACCAUUAAAUAUCUAUUUUAGCUGUAGAAACAUACUACAAAUCCCAUAUUGAUAGUGUGGUAAUAGUAAUAUUACUAUUACAAAAUAUCACAUCGAUUAAGUGAAUGACAAUUUGAUUUUUGCCAAUUUUAUAGUUUGAUUUUGAUUAAAUUAAGGAAUUAGUGAGCGAUAUGAAACAAUACAUGUAUAUUGAGUAAAUGCAAUCACUUCCAUUCAGAUCAAAUCACUGCAUUUAACUAAAAAAACAUUUCACUUUUUUAUUUUUUGGAUUUAUUUAAACAUAAAAAACCAUCUGUAAUUUUAAUAAAAAAUAUAUAAUAAAAGGACUCGUGACAACAUGUAUUGAUGAGGAUUAUGCGUACUGAUGUUGGAUCGAUAUAUUAUUUUUAUUAAUCAAUGCAUCAACCCAUCUGUAUCAAUGCAGAUCAACAGAUCGUCACACUCCUGGUGGGAUUUAUAUCAAAAUCAUGUUUCACAAAAGCUCAUCUUACAGUCCAGAACUGGCCGAGUCUGUGAUCCAACUUAAGCCUAGUCAAUCGUGCAACAACGCACCGUAAUAAUGUAAAAGCAAGUGAAAGCAAGUUUCAGGUCUUUGUGGCUGACCUGAUGUUAGUAACAAGUAUAACACCGAGACUCCAAGCCAGUGCCUGAAUGAAAGCAUCAGCUAAAUUCUGUCUAUGAAUCUAGAAAUAUUGCUUUCUCACGACCGGCCUGCAGGUCUUGUAAUGUCGGUAGCAGAGUAUCUUGGCUGGCUCAGUCCUCUUCCUAUAGCGUGUGUGUAAAGAAUAAUAAAACUAUCGUUUGUUACAUACAAAACGGCAGCAGCAGCCAUGACGAUGGAGGGCCUUUACAUUUGCACAGUCCAGAGACAUGUGGUGAGUUGUGUUAUUAUGAUCAUUAUACGAUGAUGGCAGUGAAGCAUUUCCUGGUUAAUAUGCAUUGAUUUGAAUAAAAACAUAUCACAUCUGUGUCAACUUUAUAUCCAGAGCAAUGACAAAGCCAGAAAGCCUGAUACUUAUUACUCAAACUUGUACAUAACGAUGAAUAUUGGAAAAUAAAGUAGGAAAAGGGAAAGCUUUCUUCCAAAUUAGAGAAAGACCAACCUCAAUACAAUGGCCUUUUUCUGAACAAGUAAAGGUCAGAAAAUAUAAUAUGUAAGAUAUCUGAGCAGAGGCUGAGGUUUAAUACAUACAGACUGUAUAAAUGGGAGUACAAAAGAGUCACGAUAGCGGCCCCUCUUUUUGCUGUGUCCUAUUCACUACCUCCUCUCACCUCUAUAUUUUUCAUCUUCUUGCUCCCUUCUUUCCACUCUCACUUAUCUUGUCUCAAUUUAUCUUCCUGUCGCCUUCCCUCCCAUCAUCUUUUUUGUCUUUUCACCUUCCUCUCUCUUAUUUUUGCCCUACUUAUCCUUUGCUCCAUCUGAUCCACUGACUCUUUUUCA